GAUUCCAACCUUGUUUUGCUCCACGCCUCCUCCUCCUCCUCCUCCCUCCUUGUGGUUAUUACGUGUUGACCGGUCGGACCUGCCUCCCCCCUCCUCCUCCUCACUCCCUCUCUCCCACUUUUCUCGGGCUUUUUCCACGCCGCGUGUCAUUCCAGGGCUAAUUCCUGACAUUCCUGCUCUGGCUUCAAGCCUCCGGGAUCCCGGCGAGUCGCAGACGGCUGCCGGCCUCCACCUGCCCGCCAGCCCGCUCCCAUCCUCCCUGCAGGUCUUUUCCGGCUGCAUUUGGAACCUCAUCAUCAGCAUCGCGUCUGAGGAUCCUCUGGUGUCCGACCCCUUCACCACGUUCACCUUUCUUCCCACCAUUAUCCCUCACGCCCAGCAGAACCACCGUCCUCCUGCUCCGUGGUCUUCUUCCCGUCUUCCCACCACGUCUGCGGAGUGGGUCCCGGCUCCCUCCCCCAGGGGUGGGAGUGAGGAGCUGGGCGACGGACUGGACAAACCCUUGGAGAACGAUGCGGAGGGCGUGUGGAGCCCCGACAUCGAGCAGAGCUUCCAGGAGGCCUUGGCCAUCUACCCGCCAUGUGGCCGUCGGAAAAUCAUCCUCUCUGACGAGGGCAAGAUGUACGGACGGAAUGAGUUGAUCGCACGCUACAUCAAACUUCGCACCGGGAAGACGCGGACCAGGAAGCAGGUGUCCAGCCACAUCCAGGUUCUGGCUCGACGGAAAGCCAGAGAGAUCCAGGUGAAGCUGAAGGACCAGGCGGCUAAAGACAAGGCGCUGCAGAGCAUGGCCACCAUGUCCUCGGCCCAGAUCAUCUCCCCCACCGCCUUCCAGAACAAGAUGGCUCUCCAGGGCUUGUCUAGGCCGGCGUACCCCCCCACUGGCGGGUUUUGGCACGGGACUCUUCCAGGGCAGCCAGGAGCACACGAAGACAUUAAGCCCUUCUCCCAGCAGAGUUACGCCAUGCAGGCGUCCGGCCCGACCCCCAUAACAGGUUAUGAGAGCACAGCAGGGCUGGCCAUGUCCCCUGGCGCCCCCCCCUGGCAGGGGCGCUGCAUCGCUGGCUCCAAACUCCGGAUGUUGGAGUUCUCCGCCUUCCUGGAGCAACCUCAGGACCCAGAGACUUUCAACAAGCAUUUGUUCGUGCACAUUGGCCAGUCCAACCCCACGUACAGCGACCCCUAUCUGGAGUCCGUGGACAUCCGGCAGAUCUACGACAAGUUCCCCGAGAAGAAGGGCGGGCUGAAGGAGCUCUUCGACAAAGGACCCCACCACGCCUUCUUCCUGGUCAAAUUCUGGGCCGAUCUGAGCGUGAACCUGCAGGACGACAGCAGCUUCUUCUACGGAGUGUCCAGCCAGUACGAGAGCUCCGAGAACAUGGUCAUCACGUCCUCCACCAAGGUCUGCUCCUUCGGCAAGCAGGUGGUGGAGAAAGUGGAGACCGAGUACGCGCGCUUCGAGAACGGCCGCUACGUGUUCCGGAUCCACCGCUCGCCGCUCUGCGAGUACAUGAUCAACUUCAUCCACAAGCUCAAGCACCUGCCCGAGAAGUACAUGAUGAACAGUGUGCUGGAGAACUUCACCAUCCUGCAGGUGGUGAGCAACAGAGACACGCUGGAGACACUGCUGUGCAUCGCGUAUGUCUUCGAGGUGUCGACCAGCGAACACGGGGCCCAGCAUCACAUCUACAGACUGGUCAAAGACUGACUCGGCCCAAACGGGUCGGGCACCCGCUCAGACCUCCACCAGAACCUCUGCGACCCCCGAGUCCAGAGAACGACUACUGAACUGGAGGGAAGCGAUGAAGCCGUGUGCGAGAGGACCGGGGGGAACUGGACGAGCCGGCCGUCUGCAUGGCCGCGGUCCAGGCUGCUUUGAUUUGUGCUUUGUGUUUACCACUCGUGCAUGUGGAGCGGAUGUUUGCGGCUCUCAGGCGCCCCCUACUGACCGGACAACGGAAGUUUUUUUUUCUUUUUUUUUUUUUGCACAACUGCGUUUGUGUUCGUUUGAGUCUCCUCUGAUGUGACAGAGGCUAAACCACCGACCGGGUUUCUGUCUGUGAUUUUACAUGAAUAAAUAAAACAAGAUCCGACAGAAGAAGGUCGCGGCCGAGCGGAGUUCGGAUCUGUGUGACUCGCAAGUCAGACUUGCCCGGAAGUGACAAUAAACGCUCAAGUUUCUUACCAUGGCUGCUGUUCCGUUGCACCUGGUCAUAAUCUUCCGGCUCAGACAGUAGCGCCGGCGGCAGCCGAACAAGGUCGUGGGUUCAAAUCCAGCAUGUGGCGACUCCAAACUGAAGCCGUUUCUGUGAGGUUCUCUGGGCACUCUGGUUUCCUCCCAGCGUCCGUAGGUGUGAAAGCUCUCCGGGACGCACACCGGUCCAGAACCAGCCCAUCUGAAGAGACAGAAAACUAAUAUUUUAGAACCGAGGAGCCAUGAGUUACUGUCCAAGGGCAGUAAAUGUCUCCAUCUAGCGGUGGCGAGGAGACACUACCGUGAUAAAAAAUCAGACGCUCCGUUCAAACAUAGUUUUGUCGUCAACAUUAUAGCGAAUCCUCUCUGGACUUGAACUGCACUUUAGUUUGGAGCAUCGCUGCUGGAGCGCCAGAGAAGGUGAGAGAAGUGACGUCACGCCUUUCAAAGCAGGUCCAUGUUU
Molecule: messenger RNA, 2657 nt
Organism: Synchiropus splendidus (mandarinfish)
Lineage: Eukaryota; Metazoa; Chordata; Actinopteri; Syngnathiformes; Callionymidae
Product: transcriptional enhancer factor TEF-3-like
Exons: 12
Coding region: 620-1708 (362 amino acids)
Biological process (GO): regulation of transcription by RNA polymerase II; embryonic organ development; hippo signaling
Cellular component (GO): transcription regulator complex
Molecular function (GO): DNA-binding transcription factor activity, RNA polymerase II-specific; RNA polymerase II cis-regulatory region sequence-specific DNA binding
Source: RefSeq, a predicted model, not a curated record